GCUUAAGCGACAGCACCGGGUUGUAAACUUCCGGUAUGACAGAUAAUCUGGGCUAAGAAAGCGGAGUCGAAGGAGUCAUGAUUACACUGUCCAAGAAAUUGAAACAACAGACACCAGUGAAAAAGGAGACCAAUGAAAUCAAAAGGAUAUCAAUCCGGGACAAACUCCUAGUAAAGGAGGUCCAGGAAAUGGAAGAGAACCUGCCCAAGACAUGUAAAGUAAACUUUGGUAACCCAAAUCUGCUCCAUAUUUUUUCUCUGACCAUCACCCCCGAUGAAGGAUUCUGGCAUGGCGGAAAAUUCUUGUUUAAUGUUGAUAUACCUGAGGAUUAUAAUAUAGUGCCCCCAAUAGUUGUAUGUAGUACAAGAAUAUGGCACCCUAAUAUCAACGAGGAUGGUGAAGUUUGUCUAAGUUUACUCCGACAAAGUUCCUACGACAGUCUAGGUUGGGCACCCACAAGACGACUCAAAGAUGUGAUAUGGGGUCUCAACUCUUUAUUUUCUGAUUUACUCAAUUUUGACGACCCACUCAAUGUAGAUGCUGCCGAUCACUAUUCACGCAACAAAGAAUCAUUCAAGAGUAAAGUGAGAGACUAUAUACAGAUGUACGCUGCUAGGUAACAGUGUGUGCUUAUAAUGUGCUACAAGACUAUUGGACACCCACUGUGUAACCAUGGAAACCUACAGUUCCUGCAUGUGACUGAGGCUGUUGGCUGGCUAGUGUGAUAACAGGGUUGUCUGCAUGUCACCAUUUGUUAUAGAGACUUAUAUUGGCUGGCCAAUGUGUUACCAUGGUAACCUGUGUAGGUUUCCAGUUGUCAUAGAGACUAUUUAUAGCUGCCUAGUGCAUGUAUUACCAUGGUAACAUGCAUUCUCCUCAUUUUAUUGAAGAUAUUGGCUAGCCAGUGUAUUUUCGUUAUGACUGGCAGGCUUCCGUGUGUCAACUGACUCUAAACAAAGACUACGUUUGAAAAUGCAUGCUCACGCAUCCAAUCUCCCCAGAAAACGUGUGAAACAGACAUAGCCGUACAGACAGAUCUCAAACUGUCAUGGCUGUUUAGAGACGAACAGAUUUGUUUUCUACAGACAUUGAAAACCUGCUCGGAGAUGCACCAAAUAGACCACGACAGAUGCAGAUUGUUUUCUGCAGAGGUUUUGGAGGCUGUGGUAACAGCUUUGAAAUAUCAGCAUCAGGAGUGUUUCCAAGGAUUUGUGUACUUACUAAAUGUGGCUGCCAGUAGGAUAGUUAUAUACCUCACACAGCUGGUCCCACUUUGACAGUUAAAGCUUUACUCCCCCAUUGUACAAAUCUCCCUUAAGCUUACGUAGGCAUGUAAACAAGUGUCUUAUUUUAUUUUGCAUUCUUUUAAGAACUAGAUAACUAAUUUAUUAUAAUAAGAAGCACUAAAAAUUCUUUAUCAGAAUGACCCAAUUUGAUAAAAUCAAAUAUUUGUCAUGACAUCGCCUGAAGUAUAUGUGAAGAAAUAUUUACAAAACUUGGUAUGGAACAUCCGUCGGCAAAGAGAAAGUACAAAAAAUGGGUUUUCAAAAACAUUUUUGUAGAUACAUAUAAAAAGAAUUUUCCAAAACCAUUUAUGGGGUUGGCAUUAAUCUCAAAUAAAAGUAUAUGAUUAAAAAACCAAAUCUGUUUAAAACAGUAUUUAAUUGGCCGUCGCUAUUACAGACUAUCAAAGGUAGACAUCUUUUAUGUCCUGUGUAUUACAAAGAUUAUAUUUGUAACAAUUUUGAUUUCUGGAAUACCUGAAAGGUGAAUACCGGUAAUUACAUUUUGUAUCAUGGUGUGAAAUCCUACCUUAUCUGUCUUCGGUAGUCCAUAACUCUCGUCCAGAUUUUGACUAAAUUUGAAACAUUUGUGAAGAGAUAUUUAUAUCAAAUAUAAAGCAUCCAUAAACCAAUGGAAUUCAUUGUGAUAAACUGUGUGGCUUCCCCAGGGUAGAUUAGGUUGAUUCUGUUUGUUUGUGUUUUACGUCCUAGUAACCACUAUGGACAUUUAAGGAUGUGCCAGGUUUUGGUCGUAAAGAAAAGCCAGAGUAUCCAUAGAAAAACAAAACCACUUACCAUUUAAGGACAUGCCAAUUUUUGGUGAUGGAGGAAAGUUGGAGUACUUGUAGAAAAACAAAACCACUGACCUGUGGCCAGUAGUCAGGGAUAGGCCUCGAACAUGGGACCCGGUGAUGGAGGGCUAGUGAUCGUAAACAUUCAGACAUGUUAACCACUUGGCCAUUGCUGCCCUUCCCUGGGGUAAAAUCAGGAAAUGGAAAGUUCUUGUUGAAUCUUUAACUCAUUCACCCCUUCAUAUUUUAACUGGACUUGCCCAGACUUUGAUUUGGUAAGGUUCAAUGUGAGUUUAGGGGUAAAUGGGUUAAAUAGCCUCUCCUUGAUCAUAUAUGAUUUUUUUUUUAAAGAAUUUGGUGCAGAACUUUCAUUGACCAGUGGAGUUUAAUUUUGCAUCAAUGUAAAUAUAAUUGAAGUAUUUAAGUAAGUGUGAAUUUGAAGGUCUAUUUACAAUUUUUCAGCAAACUUUCAUAAUAAGACUGGGACCUUAUAUUAAUUAUGUUCUUUCAAUGAAGUUUCAUGAAACUAUCUUUUUUAUGAUUAUUGUACGGGAGAUACAGAUGAAAAUGAUGUCUUAACACAAGGCUGUUCAAGGAUUUCUCAAAGAAAGAAGCUAACAAUUCAUACCUUUAUUAGCAUGCCUCUCAUCCUUCAGGUCCUUUUUGAUGAAAUUAAAAAUAAAUAAAAAAUCAGAGCCAAAGGGGGAGGCUCCCCCGGAGCUGCAGCAUAAUCUGCCACUGGUGAACUGGGUUAUAAACUUUCCUUGAUUAAUGAUAAAUCUCCGUGAAAUUUAUAUCUACAAAUAAUAUUUCAUUAAUUACUCAAGUAAACUUCAGGUGCUCAAUUUUUUUAUUUUAUUUCACUGAUCGCUUUUUGUGGAAGUUCAAAAGUUUUUUUAAACAAAAUGAUUUCAACCUACCCAAUAAUGAUUUAUUGCCAGAAAAAAGUUGGUAGGCUCUCUUUAACAAUUUGUUUAGGUUCUUGAAGUGAAAUAGACCUGUUUCGUUAAGUUUCAUAUUCAUAUUCAAUUCCCAACUGUUUGGAACUAUUUGAACAGUUAUGAAGAGGGUAGAAUUGCAAUGUAUUUCAGUAUCCAGUGCUGUUUGAACUGCUUAUGUUUAUGUUUCGUGACAUUUUAUACCCAUGAAUUCAAUAAGUGAUGAGCUGAAUUCAUUGUCAUUCAGUAUUCAAUGAAUAAAAGUAUGUACCUUUAAUAAA
Mizuhopecten yessoensis (Yesso scallop) is the source of this 3293-nucleotide messenger RNA. RefSeq names its product NEDD8-conjugating enzyme UBE2F-like. Lineage: Eukaryota; Metazoa; Mollusca; Bivalvia; Pectinida; Pectinidae. The record is from RefSeq and is a predicted model, not a curated record. The transcript has 7 exons. Bases 78 to 620 code for a protein of 180 amino acids.